AUGGUGCUGUUUGGUGCCAAUGCAACAGGCGAGGACAAGCUUCCCUUGUUGAUACCGGGGAAGGCGGAGAAGCUGCGGUGCUUCAGAAAUGCAAUGAUUCCCAUGGAAUGCAUCUACAGAAGUAACAAACGGUUCGACGCAAAGAAUCGGCAAAUGGUUUUUAUAAUUGACAUUUGUCUGAGCGACGGCAAGAUCGACAACCUCAAGGCGGUCGCUGUGGAAUUUUUGCCUGCACACACAGCCGCGGUACUGCAACCAAUGGAUCAGGGCAUCAUUGAGACCACCUGGAAGCCAAACCGCAAGGCUCUUUUGCAGCGCAUGCUCAGAGCGUAUGAGACCAGCAAGAGGUCACCAACUGCUUUGCGCACGCCGGCUUUUCCCACGCCGUUGUCAGUGACCCUGACGAUGACCAACCUUAUGAUGACCAGACUUGAACAGUACAAUGCUGUUCCUGAAAUUGCGGGCCUAAAGGUAGAAGGUGACUUUGAGACAUUCGUUUUGGCUGACACUGCGUCUCCCGUGGUCACCCCAGCGAUGUAUGCGGAGAUACGAAUUGACACUGUUGGUGGCCCCGACAAGGACGAAGAGCCGGUGGAGGAAGAGCCAUGUGAAGUGCCAACUAUGGUGCAGACGCGGGAGUAUCUGUGCCUGCUACAAAAUAAGGUUGAAUGCAUGGGCGGCCUCGUACAAUGCUUGGUCAAAUCAGAGCAGGAGUCGCUCAUGCCCGAUUGGCCACCAGCUUCAACGCAGAUGCUUCGGCGGUCCCUGGGAAAUGGUGCGGAGUUGCCAGCAGGGGCCUCGCGGUACCAGUGUCGCUUGUGCCCGUAUGCAUCGAAGUGGCGAAGCAGCCUGGUGCUGCACGAGCGGGUGCACACGGGCGAGCGGCCGUUUCGGUGCCACCAGUGCAGCCGUGCAUUUGCAGGCCGCACAGACAUGGUGCGCCACCUGCGCACGCACACCGGCGAGCGACCCUUUCAGUGCCCGCUGUGCCCGGCCACUUUCACACAGCGCGGCAAUGCCCGUGCCCACCACCUCCGCUUGCAUGGCCGGUCAACACCAGUGGCUCGACGUGACAGGCUUGCCCACUCUGCCUUUGACCGCAUGAAGCAUUGA
This is a messenger RNA of Dermacentor andersoni, 1113 nucleotides long. The record is from RefSeq and is a predicted model, not a curated record. NCBI's taxonomy places the organism in Eukaryota, Metazoa, Arthropoda, Arachnida, Ixodida, Ixodidae.